AUGGGGCUCUCUGUUUUUAAUAAAAAACCCGGUGCCAAAACCUAUAGGAAGAGAGGAGGAUCAAAAAACCAAAAGAGCUGCAAUCCAUCGUCAGAGGCCUCGAAAAUCGAACAGAGAGAUCCGAAAAAGAAAUCAGCUGAGCUUCGCAAUGAUGGAGGUAGCAGAGAGCAACCACAAUCGACUGCUCCAAUGUCGGAAAAGAAAUCGGAAAAGAAACAAACGAAAGGAAGUGGUAAGCACAAGAAGAAAUCGAAGAACGCACAUAAAGCAGGAGAACUUUCCGUUGAUGGAGGUGACGCAAGCAAGGAACAUGCAAAUCAAAUGAUGAAACAGCUGGCGGAGAACCACGGAACUCCUCCUGAAACUCUUCAAACUCCUCCUGGCCACCAAAACAAUCUCAAAACUUCUCGUGAAGAGAAUCCCAGAACUAUGAAAUCUCCAACUUGUGUGAAGGUUCCAGCUGCCAACCACAAAGAUGUCGUGAACGGUGAUACCACAUCUAAAAAAGUGAGAGGGUCCAAGAUGUUAGCUGUAACUCCAGCUUAUGAUACUGAACGUUCCCAAAAGUUGAAAGUAAACUCACAUGUUCCUAAUUCGACUCUUACUCCUAAUUCUACUUUAUCCACAACUGACAAAUGGUUUGGAGAGGAAACCGCUAAAGCUUGGCUCGAAAAAGCUGAAUUUGCAAAGAUGAAAGCAGAGUUUGAGAAGCUUCAAACUAUGACAGUCAAUGUAGAAAAGGAGUGUAAGAAGUGGAAAUCAAAUGGGAAAUUGAAUCAAUCAAUGGAUGAUUUCCCAGCACUUGACGCUAAUUUAGUCACUUUUGAGAAUGUUUACGUUAACAUGAAUCUUGUUCAUGUUCCAUUGCAACGUGACAUCUAUCUCGGCCAGAUUCCAGUCAAGGGAAACGAAGAGUCAUUCUGGAAAGUUGUCUUCGAUAGGAAAACCACUUUCAUAGACAUUAUUACUGAACAAGAUUCCAUCGACUUCUUUCCGAAACGCUCUGGUGAUCACGUGUAUCAUGGAACAAUGUUUGUCAAUAAUCGACGUGUGGAGACAGUCAGUGAAGAUGUUCAUCGUUUUCUGAUUGAAGUGCUGCCAGAAGGUUGUUCCAACUCUAUUAUUUGUAAUAUAACUGUCAUUAAAAACUGGUAUCGUGAUAGUGUUCCUAAAAAGAAAGCUCUAGUUGUUAAAGAAGUCAAUGAGAUGCUCAACUUUUUGGAAAUUGCAAAGGACGAAACGGCUCUGGUUAUUUCAAAGCAUGGAGCAGGACGUGCUGGAUUAUUUGCUGCGUUGUCUGUGGCUAUGCACCUUAUGAAUAAGGGAAGUGAACCGUCUAUGUACGAUAUCGUCAAAUCUAUUCGUUCUCAACGGCCAAAGUCUGUUAAUUCUUUGCUUCAGUACACGUCUUUCUACACCUUGUUGUUCUACUACAUUAAGAAAAAGCUGGCGAAGGGUGAUGGACCCAAGAAGAUAGUUUCCCACCCAAGUGAUGCAGUUUGUCAAAAGGCCAUUCAAUUGGCAGAUCAGUUCGACAAAGCAACUCUUGCUGAAACGAAUAAAGAACAGACCUCUGCAAAUGAAAAAGAAAACUCUGUCUUCGACAAUUCAGUGGUUCCAUCAGGACCAAAUCCAACAGACAUGGAGGAGAGCUACAAGGUGAGAUUGGCAAAAUUGGAGGAAGAAGAGAGACUGAUAACUGAAAGUGAAGAAAAUUUGGAAGAUUCUAAAAGGAAGAAAAAAGAAGAAACUGAAGGAACUCUGAGAGGCGACGUUGAAGAGAAACUGACGAACAUUGGAAAAGAAUCUGAAGCUGUUUCAGAGCAGACUUUUCGAGACCAUGGAGAAAAUAAAGAGAGAACUGAAGUAAGCGAAAGCCAGAACACGACAAUCGACGUUACAGAUCAAGAAAACAAAAAAUUCGUUAAGGAAGGAUCCACAUCGUUUACUAAUGCAUCAAACAGUUCAUUAAAUAAUUCAGCAACGAAUAUAUUGAACGAUAAACAUGAUUUCAACACUCUCAGAGAGAAUACAACUUCAGAAGAGACGGUGACUCCAUCCAAAGAGGGAAAUACAACAAUCAUAACAUCAGAGGAAGCGAAGAACCCCGAGAUUAUAAAUGAUUUUGAAAAUGUCACCGAACAUUCUAACUCAACUGAAACGGUAUCCCAGGAAACUCCAAUUUUUGAAAAUUUAUCAAAUUGUAACGUGGAAUAUUGGAACAAUGUUACACUGGAAGAAGUUCCGCAUCAUGAAUUGGUAUACUGUCGAUAUUACGAUUGUAAACGGAAAGAGAUGGUUCAUCAAAUGACAUCAUUCAUUUUUCCCGAAUACACAGUUUACUGCCCUCGUCGAUCUGGAGCCAAAUUCAUUUCAAUCAGUGAAAAUCUUGAAGAUAAAGUACAGUAUCCUGUUCAAAUUGUGAAACGAUUGCUUCCUCAUCACUUCUUCACUGUUUGUGUUGCUAUGAAUGGUCCUGAAGACAAUAUUCUGAGAAUUGCUCGGUUCAUUGAGUAUUAUAAAUUACAAGGAUCCACUUUCUUCCACGUUUAUUUCAAGAAUUCGAGUCAUUAUCAGAGAAUGCUCCUAGAUGAUUAUAUCAGAACUGGUGAUAUCAAAGUAGUUAGAGUAGACGACAAUCAAUCUGACCAAGUUUUUGCUAAUGAUUGCCUUCAUCGAAACAAGUACUUUUCGAAAUGGACGGCAUUUUUGAAUUUGGAUGAUUUGUUGGAAGUAAAGGACGAGAGCGAGACGAUUUCAUCAUUCUUGGACAGUAUUACUGAUCACAAAACGAAUAUUCUUAAAUGGAGUUUAUCGGAGAGAAACGAUACAACUAGGUUGAUAGUUAGACCAGAAAGAAUAAUAUCUAUAAACCAUAAUCCUAUCUCUGUAUACUUAGGAAAUCAAAUGAACGAGAAUGACGAGUCAUCUGGUCUUCUGAAAGAAUUCGUCACUUCACUUGAAUUAUCUCCUGAAAACUUUUCUGAAAAUGUCGGGGAUAAUGUGCCAUUCAAAGAUGAACUUAUUGAAAAUGUUAUCUCUCGAACGAAGUAUGUUUACACAACCAUCGAAGUGAAUCUACAGAAAAUGGAAAAAGCGAGAUCAGAAUUCCCAUCUAUUAAUCAAAAUUUAGAGGCAUCUCUGGUUAAAAAUGAAGUGAAGAUAAAUGUGGAUCUGAAAAACGACACAGAAGUAAACGAUCCAUCAACUACAAUUCCACCUCAUGUUAAUUUCCAUAAUUCUCAUCUGAAUACAGAAGAAGAUCCGAUAUUCACUUAUAACUCAUCAUAUUGUCCAAUUGAAGAAUGGAAUAAUGUGAGAACUGACUCAAUUCCAUAUGCAGACAGACAUAAGUUAUGGGCUGAACUGAAUAUUGGACAAGCAAAAUAUUUGUAUCAUGAAUCUUUUGCACUAUUAGCAGCAUUCGCUCACAGCGAUCAGAUUAUUGUGACAAUGACAUCAGAGAAUCAGUUCAACAAGACUGUAUACUGUCGAUAUUAUGACUGUCGUCGGAAAGAGAUUCCUGAUCAAUUCGAGACGGUUGUCUACCCGGAAUCCACAGUAUUCUGUGCUCGUCGUCCAGGGGCGAAGUAUAUUUCGAUAUCUGAAACUCUUGAAGAAAAACCGGAAUAUUCUGUUCCAAUAGUUCCUCGUGUUGAGAAACCUCCACACUACUUCACAGUUUGUAUGGCAACUUUGUACGGAGAUGAACCGAAAUUUCUUCAAAUCGUUGAUUUCAUCGAGUAUUAUAAACUACAAGGAGCCACUUUCUUCCAUAUUUAUUUGAGAAAUGUGACAGAUUACGAUCGAGUUUUGUUGGAUGAUUAUGUCAGAACUGGAGAUAUUGAGAUUAUUAAAAUGCACGAUCCGUAUUGGAGAGAUGAUUUUAUGUGGCAUCAUGUUCAAAUUAAUGAUUGCCAUCAUCGCAGCAAAUACUUUUCAAAAUGGACUGCAUUAAUCGACAUUGAUGAGAGGAUGGAAAUGAGAAGUGAUUCUUAUAAAACAGUGACCAGUUUCUUGGACACAAUCCACGACCCAAAUAUUGUCAAUCUUCAUUUUAAAAUUCAAUGGAUUAUAAAAGAGUUUAAUACUCCAGAAAGAUAUGAGAAUGAUGAGCAGUUGAUUGAAGAAAUGAUUUUCCAUAAAUAUCAGAAUUUAUCUCGUGUCGGAACAUUCUGGACACAACCGAAAUGUAUCAUUCGUCCCGAGAAAAUUGGAAUGAUGACGAUUCAUGCUCCAUUGGCGAUUUAUUCGGGAAUUAGAAGAUCUUUGGUGAAUCACGAGAUUGCUGUUGUCAGACACUACAGAAAUGUGGAGCAACGAGUUUUCAGAGGCGCUUAUCAGAAAAUGAUGAAUCAUGCUCCGUUUAAUAUUUCUCCAAUUGCCGAAUGGAUUGAUCGAAAAUUGACUUCUUCGAUUCUGAAUCGUGUGAAAUGGGUUUAUGAUAUUCUCGAUGUCAACUGCGAUCAAAAGCAAUCAAUCUAUCAGAGACAUGGGAAAUUGAAUGCUUCCUGUUGGGUUGAACAACAACAAUUGAAUGAUCUUGAUCCAUCACUUGGAGGAACUAAUGCUUCAUUAUUCACUGAGGAAGAAAUGACGUUUGCGAGUCAGGCGACAUCUGAAGUAUCGCCACCAACUGAGACUUCUGAACCCUCAGAAACAUCUUCGGUCAAUACUUUUUCAACUGAGAAUGAUAAAAAUGCAUUCAAAGCACCGGAAUCAUCCGAGAAACGUUCGGAACAAUUCAGACCUUCAACGCCUACACAGGAUACCGCGAAUACCAUUGAAAACAAUCAGAUCAAUCCUGAGAACGAUAAAAAUUGGGUACUUCCCUAA
Caenorhabditis remanei is the source of this 4836-nucleotide messenger RNA. RefSeq lists its product as uncharacterized. Gene Ontology annotation, biological process: protein dephosphorylation. The coding region runs from base 1 to 4836 and encodes 1611 amino acids. The record is from RefSeq and is a predicted model, not a curated record. Gene Ontology annotation, molecular function: protein tyrosine phosphatase activity. The transcript has 20 exons. NCBI's taxonomy places the organism in Eukaryota, Metazoa, Nematoda, Chromadorea, Rhabditida, Rhabditidae.